Pecten maximus is the source of this 1401-nucleotide messenger RNA. Its product is annotated as MAM and LDL-receptor class A domain-containing protein 1-like. NCBI's taxonomy places the organism in Eukaryota, Metazoa, Mollusca, Bivalvia, Pectinida, Pectinidae. Gene Ontology annotation, cellular component: membrane. The coding region runs from base 1 to 1401 and encodes 466 amino acids. The transcript is spliced from 10 exons. The record is from RefSeq and is a predicted model, not a curated record.
AUGUGGACACUAAGUGGUAACCAAGGAAACAGCUGGAAUGGUGCCCAGUUCCCUGUCACUACAUCACAAGGCUUCAGAAUCCUGAUUGAAGCCGUUGUCAAGGGAACUGUGACAGGAGAUGCUGCCCUGGAUGACCUUUCCUUUACCAAUGGUGUUUGUGGCUGGGCCCCAACUAAAGCAUCCCCUCCUAAUCUGACAACACCUCCUACAACACCAGCUACCACUCCAGCAACUACUCUUAAUCCACCUAUCACCAGCUGUAACUUUGAAUCGGGGAUUUGUGGAUGGACUCAAUCUCAUAAUGACCAGUUUGACUGGACCAGACAGAAAGGUCGUACAGCAACUUCCAACACUGGGCCAGUCAGUGACCACACAACUGGACAUGGCUAUUACAUGUUCAUCGAGGCUAGUUCACCUCGCCGGAAUGGGGAUAAGGCACGACUUGUGAGCCCCCCCAUCACAGGACAUGGACAAAUGUGUCUCAACUUCUGGUACCACAUGUUUGGUGCCAAUAUCAAUAGUCUCAGUGUGUACCUCCUUCGUAGUGCCUCCCUCGGAACAGCGGUCUGGACCAAACAAGGCACACAGGGCAAUGCCUGGAAACAAGCGCAGGUCCCUGUUACUGUCCAGGGCCAAUUUUCAGUUGUCAUGGAAGCCAGUAGAGGAGUGUCCUACCUCGGUGAUAUUGCCAUUGAUGAUGUUUCCCUGACUACAGGAAGUUGUUCUGGCUCCACCAAUGCAAACUCCUGUAACUUUGAGGAUCCAAAUUUGUGUGGCUAUACCCAAGACACCACUGACGACUUUGACUGGACAAGACAGAGUGGACAAACAGCUUCUGCAAACACUGGACCCUCUGCAGACCACACCUUUGGAACACCUUACGGUCAUUACAUCUUCAUAGAAUCUUCCAACCCCCGUCGACCCAAUAACAAAGCAAGAAUCAUCUCCCCAAUGUACAGCGCAACCAGCACUGCCCAGUGUGUCCAGUUCUACUACCAUAUGUAUGGCAGUCAGAUAGGGAGUCUGAACCUCAAGCUGAAGGUACAAAAUGCUAUUGGUAAUGCUUUUUGGACAAAGAGUGGUAACCAAGGAAACAAGUGGAAUGUGGCCCAGGUGACAUUAGAUGCCAGUCGCCUAUCUCUCCCUUACCAGCUGGUGUUUGAGGGUGUGCGAGGGAGUGGAUACCUAAGUGAUAUUGCCUUGGAUGAUAUUCAAAUCAGAAGUGGUCCAUGUGUUUCGCAAGGUGCCUGUAACUUCGAGAAAGGCUUGUGUACGUGGACUAAUGCCCACACUGGGGAUAACUUUGACUGGAGACGGAGUUCUGGUUCCACAACCUCCGGUGGCACUGGACCCUCUACAGACCAUACCCUCGGGACGUCUAUAGGUCAGUUUGGGUCAUGA